CAGAGGCCAGUGUGGCAGAGACAGAGACGAAACGAAGCCAGGCAAAGGACGCGCGCGCACGAACGGCUCGCUCUCCGAUACCCUCACACCCAGAUCCCUCUCGUUUCAGGAAAAAAGCAAAGAUUCCGCCGUCCGAUCCCGAGCCACUCCGCUCCGUUGAUUCGGGCUCGGGCAUGGCGCCGACGCCGAACCAGAGCCAGCAGCAGCAGCAGCAGCAGCAGAGUCCGGCCGAGGCGGCUCCGGUGCCGACUGCGCGGAGCAUCCCGGACGAGGCGCGGCGGCUGCUGCACGAGCUGGCGGCGGCGUGGGAGGACGUGGCCGUGGCCGGGUGCGGCGGGCGGCGGGAGCCCGAGGUGGUGCCGCUCAAGGGCGCCAUGACCAACGAGGUGUACCAGGCGCGGUGGGCCAUCACCACCACCACCGGCGGCGGCGGCGCCGAAGCGGGCAGGGACGCGCGGACCGUGCUGGUGCGGGUGUACGGGGAAGGCGUCGACCUGUUCUUCGACAGGGAGGACGAGGUGCGCACGUUUGAGUUCAUGUCGCGGCACGGACUCGGCCCGCGCCUCCUCGGCCGCUUCCCCAACGGCCGCGUCGAGGAGUUCAUCCACGCCAGGACACUUUCAGCUCCUGAUCUACGUGAUCCGGAGAUUUCAGCUAUUAUAGCCUCCAAAUUGAGAGAAUUUCACAGCCUUGACAUGCCUGGUUCAAAAUAUGUGCUCAUUUGGGAAAGAUUAAGGAACUGGCUCAAAACUGCCAAGAGCUUGUACUCCUCUGAUGAAGCCAAAGAGUUCUGCUUGGAUAGCAUGGAGGAGGAGAUCACCGCGUUGGAGAAUGAAUUCUCAGAGGAAUGCGAGCGUGUAGGAUUUUGCCAUAAUGAUCUCCAGUAUGGAAAUAUCAUGAUUGAUGAAGAGACCAAAUUGUUGACCAUUAUUGACUACGAGUAUGCAAGUUUUAACCCUGUUGCCUAUGACAUCGCAAACCAUUUCUGUGAGAUGGCUGCAGACUACCAUUCAGAAAAACCGCACAUAUUGGACUACAGUAAAUAUCCAGAUACCAAUGAGCGGAAGAAAUUUGUGCAGACAUACCUGAGCUCCUCAGGUGAGGAAUCUGAAGUGGAGGUAGAGAACCUGAUCAAAAGCAUUGAGAACUACACCCUUGCCAGCCAUCUAGUUUGGGGCCUCUGGGGAAUAAUUUCGGAUCAUGUCAACGAUAUCGACUUCGACUAUAAGGAAUAUGCGAGGCAGAGGUUCGAGCAGUACUGGCUGAAGAAGCCGACCAUCCUAACUUCUGACUGCUGAAUAGAACCCGAGCAUCAGGUUCUGCACUCCACCGAUGGCCUCUGCUGUACAUAGCUUGUCCAUUCUUCUCUGCUCAUUGAGGAUUGAGGUCUGUCCCUGGGCACAAGGUUGUUAAGAAAGGCUGGACCUAGAGGCCAGGUCAGGCAUUCAGGGAAAUCACUCGGUUGUUAAUAGUGUAAGGCGAGAGAUUGUUGAUAAAACCCUGGCUGCUUGUUGUAUGAUGGUAUGUAUGAUCACUUCGUGUAUGUGUGCUUGGUUAGUGGCUAGCUUAGUGCUGCCUUUGUGUCUUCAGUGUAUGGGAAAUAUAUGUAUGGACAAUCAGAUAAAGAUCACUGCAGGUUCUGUACCUGUAUUUGGUG
Sorghum bicolor (sorghum) is the source of this 1657-nucleotide messenger RNA. RefSeq names its product probable choline kinase 2. The record is from RefSeq and is a predicted model, not a curated record. The transcript is spliced from 7 exons. Gene Ontology annotation, biological process: phosphatidylcholine biosynthetic process; phosphatidylethanolamine biosynthetic process. Gene Ontology annotation, cellular component: cytoplasm. Lineage: Eukaryota; Viridiplantae; Streptophyta; Magnoliopsida; Poales; Poaceae. Gene Ontology annotation, molecular function: ethanolamine kinase activity; choline kinase activity. The coding region runs from base 174 to 1298 and encodes 374 amino acids.